AUGUGCUCACUUCCUGGACUCCCUACACCAGGAUCAGAAAUACAUGUGCUCGUCACAAGGGUGAACCUUAACCCAAACUAUGGCCUCGUGGAGUUAUGGAUUAAUAUGAACGAUGGAAAAGAACAUGUUUAUGAGCAAAUGAGAAAGGAAAUUCAGAUUCCUGAAAGGAAAUUUUGUGGGUUGGAAGGAAAACCAGGUGAAUACUGUUUGGUUUGCAUCAGUGACACAUGGCACAGAGCUCAGAUUGUAUCCAUAGAAAAUGGAAGUUACACUGUGUUUCUAAUUGACCAGGCACAGCCUUAUAAAGCUACAAAUGAAGCUUUAGCGUGGGGCCACAGGAGAUAUUUUCACCUUUCUCCUGAAACUGAAUCGUGCAUACUAGCAAAUGUCCUCUCUACUGAAGAAAAAUGGCCUGAAAAGGCAACUCAGUUCCUGAACUCCCUGCCUGGCAAGAAGUUUAAAGGACUGGCUCAACAUUUGCUGUUGCCUGACAGGAUUAUUGUCCUCGAUAUACCAGCAGUUUCCAAGAACAUGUGUGAGGUUGGAGUUGCAAGGGAGAUUUCAGGGGAUGAGUUUAAGUGCCUUGUCCUGAAAUGUUUGAAUAUACCCAAAGCAGAUACUUUUGAGGCCUGUUCCAUAACGCAGAAGCAGAAUCUGAAUGUCAGUAACCAACUUGAAAACUACAGCCAGUACUUCUACCCAGAUUUGUUAACAAACACAUUUGAAUCUGUAAAGGUGACAGAAGUAAUUGACCCACAGAAUAUUUUUUGUGAACUCCUGAUUUUUUCGAAAGCCCUUAAGAUAUUAUUGGAACAGAUCCACCAGAAUUAUGAAGGGAGUUCAGAUUUUGGAGAGGCCCAGCCCCAGACCUGUGGAGCUCCAUGUGCUAGUAAAGGGGCUGAUGGCAGAUGGCGUCGGUCUGUGCUGAGGCAAAACCUUGUGACCAGCGAUGGUGCUGUAGAGGUCAUGCAUGUGGAUGAAGGACGAACUGAAGUUGUUCCCAUUAGAAACAUCAGAGCAUUGCAUGGGAAAUUUUUGAGGAUGCCAGUGGUCACGUACCUCUGCUCUCUGAAUGGCGUAAAAGAUGACGGCACAGGGUGGACUGAAGAUCAGACUGAUUACUUGAAAUCGCUUAUCUGUACCUGGACACUUGUGGCUAGAUUUGACCACCACAAUUUACCUCAAAAUAAGUAUGAUGUCACUCUGUAUGCGGUUAACGCUGCAUGCAUCAAUGACUGCUUUUUAAAGAAGACAGGACUUUUUGUCCCCACGUCCUUUAUGAGGUCAGACAAAGACAGACAUUUUGUUCAGAAGAACUUAUGUCUUGAUGCAUUACAGGAUGAAACUUUGACAAGAAUCAAGAGCCUGCAAGAUAAUGGUGAGAUAAAUGAUGUAGCCAAUGACGACAAAACUGACAAGAGUUUACAACAUUCAUACUCUGUAAUCCAGAGCAGUGGACAUCUUUCCACACAUUGUCCGUCGGAUGUGGAAGAUGGUCUGGAUGCAUUAACUGUAGGCAGUAGUGUCAAUGUGAGAAUAUCAUGCAUCGAAAGUCUCCAGAAGUUCUGGUGUCAACUUGCAGAAAGUGAAGGUAGGCUUGAAGUCCUGAUGCAGGACCUGCAAACCCACUAUGCAUCUGCCCACCCUCAACCACUUGUUGAGUCCACGUACAUUGCCCGUAAUCCAGACAAUGGUAUGUGGUACAGAGCAAGGAUCACUGCAGACCACCACUCUCCAGUAGUACAAGUAAGGUUUAUAGAUUAUGGUCUAACUAAAAAUAUCCCUUUGCAAGAUCUCUGCCUCAUUGACCCAACCUUCUUGAAACUAAAUGCACAGGUUUUUCAGUGUCGCUUAUUCAGUCCUGCUCCUACUGGUCUCCCUGCCUUUAUGUGCACAGGUGGUGCUUUAGCAGAAUUUCAAGAGUUUGUGGAUUUGGCUGCCUCUCCAAACAAGUUGAAAUGUGUUAUAAAAGCUGUAAUAUGUGAUGAAGAGGGUCUGCCACUCAAAGUGGUAGAUAUUCAAACACCCUCUGAGAGUGCUUCUAAACUUCUGGCUCAGAAAUGUGCAGAUGCUGAAGCUCAUGUGAAGGACCCCCCACAGAUCCCCUCGGAUGCAUAUACAUGUUCCACAGACAACACUGACCUAGGCACUAAAGAAGACGUGUUGAUCACCUCUUCAGAAAAUGUCAAUAACUUCUACUGUCAGUUGAAAAGAAAUUCUUACUUGGUUGACAAAGUGACAGAAAAUAUAAAGCAACUAGUUUCCCACCCUCUACGGACAGAUGGCCCAAUUGGACUUAACACAAUUUGCCUUGUUAAGUACACCGACAAUCAGUGGUACAGAGGUCAGGUAACAGAAAUGUCUCCAGAACUUAAAGUGCAUUGUGUUGACUAUGGUGAUACCCUGGAAGUGAACAAAUCUGAUAUUUGUCUCCUUCCCCCUGAGGCAACUGUUGCCAGGUCUAUUCCUGUACUGGCUAUUCCGCUUGGACUGUCUGACAUCCCAGAUGAUGUACCAGAGGAAGUCAACCACUGGUUUGCAAAUACAGCUGUUGGCAAGACUUGGACAAUUUCAGUAGUAGGAAAAAAAGGAGCAGAAGGGAAGCUGAUUGUUGAACUGUCUCAGGGAUCCCUCAAUGUAAAUGUCAUGGUGAGAGAAAAAAUAGCAAACAUUACAGGACAAAAGAUGACCAGUGUCAUUAGAUGGUCUAACCAGCAGCUGUCCACCAGCCCAAAACAGGCCAGGGUGUCAGCCAGAAACAAUUUAACCCCAGAGGACACAGAUUUGUCCCCAUCUACAGGAAUACCAAAACUGAACAGUCCACAAACAUCCACAGAAUCCCAUGGCAGUGAUGGAGUAUGUAGUAGAGAUGGGCCAAAAACUAACUUGCAGUACAAAAGCCAUGUGUCUGCAGCAGAGGAUCAAAAGACUCUGGAUGAAGGAAGAAAAGCAAAUAGUGCUGCCACCCUACAGACCUCCCCUCCCUCCUGCCAGGAGAGAAACCUAAAUGUCUGUGUUUACAAGAAGCCAAAUCUUUUUAAAGACAAGUUGGAGGAGGUUUAUGCUUCCUUCAUUGAUGGACCGCAUUACUUUUGGUGUCAGUACAGCAACACUGAGGUCCUGAACAAAGUGUCCAGGAUUGCUCAGGAAGUCGGACAGGUAAAACAGGACCUUAUGUUCCCUGAGACUCUAGUUCCUGGCAGUCCAUGUCUGGCUCUGUUUUCUGAUGACCAGUGGUAUCGAGCUCAAGUAAUUGAUCGAACUGAUGAAACUGUGCAUGUUGUGUUUGUUGACUAUGGAAAUGAGUCUGAAGUUACCAUCACAGAUGUGAGAGCUUUAAAUUCUAGUCUACUGGAAGACGCUCCUCAGGCCUUUUUGUGCUCUUUGGAGGGAUUUGACAAGUCUAAGGGCUUCUGGGAUGAUGCAGUUCAUGAUUACUUUCACAGUCUCCUAGUUGAUAAGCGACUCCAAGUGACAGUGUUCAAUGUGGAAGACCAGUCAGAGAUCAACCUUCCUCAAUAUGAAGUGCAAAUCCAUUGUGAUGAUGUAGUUGUGCAUAAAGUGAUGCAAAAAUACUGGACACCAAAUAACAAAGAACAUGCUGAGGCAAAAAGGCCUCCCACAGAACAAAGUGAGCAGCCUCAUGGCGCUGAAGUAAAUGUAAAUAUGUGCCUGUACAAGGAGCCAGAAUUGGUCAAAAACAUAUUGGAGGUUUAUGCUUCUUGUAUUGUUGGACCCCAUUACUUCUGGUGCCAGUUUGCCAACACAGACCGUCUCAGCAAAGUUUCAAUUCUGGCUCAGGAAGUGGGACAGGCAUAUGAAAAUGUGACGAUUCCAGGGACACUUGGUCCUGGUAGUCCAUGUCUGGCUCUUUUUUCCACCGACAAACAGUGGUAUCGAGCUCUGGUGAUGGACAGAACUGAUCAUACUGUGCAUGUAGUGUUUAUUGACUAUGGAAAUGAGUCUGAAGUAAACAUCAAGGACGUGAAACCACUACCACUAUCUCUUCUGGAAGAAAUUCCUCAGGCCUUUUUGUGCUCUUUGAAUGGAUUUGAUGAAUCCAGAGGCUCCUGGAAUGAUGAAGUUUUUGAUGAAUUUUACAAUCUCCUGGCUGAUAAACCACUUCUAAUCAAAGUGGACAACAUGAAGAACAACUCAGAGAUCGCUGUUCCUCAAUUUGAAGUCCAAAUCAAGUCUGAAGGAAUGCUUGUGAAUAAGCUGGUGGAGAAAUACUGGACAGAGCUUGACACGGAUCAUCCUGUGGCAGAAAGGUUAGUAGACUGGAAUCACUGUGGAAGCCUUAACACUAACACUGGCAGACAUACAGAAACUGUCCGGAUCCUCAUCGAACACGGGGCCAGGCCAUGUCUGCGGACAGACCACGGCUGGACUCCGGCCCACUUCGCUGCAGAGUCGGGACGCCUGGCGGUGUUGAGGCUGUUACACUCCCUCCACGCUCCCAUAGACAAGGAGGACUGCUGUGGAGAUAAACCGCUGCGAAUAGCCCAAAUCUAUGGCCACCACGAGUGUGUUCGCUUCCUUAAAAAGGCUGAGGCUGAGUGUCAGGUCUACCGCUCCAUGGCAACAAAUAAAGGCCUUUCACUGGAUGACACUGAUGAAGAGUGGGCAGACCAGUCCAAAGAAAAUGAAGAAGACAGGAAAAGUGAAGGUAGGCUUGAAGUCCUGAUGCAGGACCUGCAAACCCACUAUGCAUCUGCCCACCCUCAACCACUUGUUGAGUCCACGUACAUUGCCCGUAAUCCAGACAAUGGUGGUGCUUUAGCAGAAUUUCAAGAGUUUGUGGAUUUGGCUGCCUCUCCAAACAAGUUGAAAUGUGUUAUAAAAGCUGUAAUAUGUGAUGAAGAGGGUCUGCCACUCAAAGUGGUAGAUAUUCAAACACCCUCUGAGAGUGCUUCUAAACUUCUGGCUCAGAAAUGUGCAGAUGCUGAAGCUCAUGAGAGAAACCUAAAUGUCUGUGUUUACAAGAAGCCAAAUCUUUUUAAAGACAAGUUGGAGGAGGUUUAUGCUUCCUUCAUUGAUGGACCGCAUUACUUUUGGUGUCAGUACAGCAACACUGAGGUCCUGAACAAAGUGUCCAGGAUUGCUCAGGAAGUCGGACAGGUAAAACAGGACCUUAUGUUCCCUGAGACUCUAGUUCCUGGCAGUCCAUGUCUGGCUCUGUUUUCUGAUGACCAGUGGUAUCGAGCUCAAGUAAUUGAUCGAACUGAUGAAACUGUGCAUGUUGUGUUUGUUGACUAUGGAAAUGAGUCUGAAGUUACCAUCACAGAUGUGAGAGCUUUAAAUUCUAGUCUACUGGAAGACGCUCCUCAGGCCUUUUUGUGCUCUUUGGAGGGAUUUGACAAGUCUAAGGGCUUCUGGGAUGAUGCAGUUCAUGAUUACUUUCACAGUCUCCUAGUUGAUAAGCGACUCCAAGUGACAGUGUUCAAUGUGGAAGACCAGUCAGAGAUCACUCCUCAAUAUGAAGUGCAAAUCCAUUGUGAUGAUGUAGUUGUGCAUAAAGUGAUGCAAAAAUACUGGACACCAAAUAACAAAGAACAUGCUGAGGCAAAAAGGCCUCCCACAGAACAAAGUGAGCAGCCUCAUGGCACUGAAGUAAAUGUAAAUAUGUGCCUGUACAAGGAGCCAGAAUUGGUCAAAAACAUAUUGGAGGUUUAUGCUUCUUGUAUUGUUGGACCCCAUUACUUCUGGUGCCAGUUUGCCAACACAGACCGUCUCAGCAAAGUUUCAAUUCUGGCUCAGGAAGUGGGACAGGCAUAUGAAAAUGUGACGAUUCCAGGGACACUUGGUCCUGGUAGUCCAUGUCUGGCUCUUUUUUCCACCGACAAACAGUGGUAUCGAGCUCUGGUGAUGGACAGAACUGAUCAUACUGUGCAUGUAGUGUUUAUUGACUAUGGAAAUGAGUCUGAAGUAAACAUCAAGGACGUGAAACCACUACCACUGUCUCUUCUGGAAGAAAUUCCUCAGGCCUUUUUGUGCUCUUUGAAUGGAUUUGAUGAAUCCAGAGGCUCCUGGAAUGAUGAAGUUGAUGAAUUUUACAAUCUCCGGCUGAUAAACCACUUUCUAAUCAAAGUGGACAACAUGAAGAACAACUCAGAGAUCGCUGUUCCUCAAUUUGAAGUCCAAAUCAAGUCUGAAGGAAUGCUUGUGAAUAAGCUGGUGGAGAAAUACUGGACAGAGCUUGACACGGAUCAUCCUGUGGCAGAAAGAGGGAUCCACAAGAAACUAGGACCAUGA
Molecule: messenger RNA, 6255 nt
Organism: Sphaeramia orbicularis (orbiculate cardinalfish)
Lineage: Eukaryota; Metazoa; Chordata; Actinopteri; Kurtiformes; Apogonidae
Product: tudor domain-containing protein 6-like
Molecular function (GO): protein binding
Source: RefSeq, a predicted model, not a curated record